AUGCAGCUCUCCAAACUCUUUCUCUGCUGCCUGGUGUGGGAGGCUCGCGGCGCUGAUCUUCUCUGCCAGGACGCUGAGCCUCAAGCUCCGCGGGACGUAAGUCCGGGCUACAUUGGCGAGAGGAUCACGAGGUACGAACCCUAUGGCUCCGAUCAGAUCGACAGGUUCGAGCAAGUGAACAUCCACUGGCAUCUGGGGGCGGAGCACCGCAUGGAGAACGCGUAUGACAGGCGGUCUCCAGAGUGGGCGAGCUACGUUACCGUGCCGGAUGAGAACAACGUUUCCCAGCCGGUGGUCCCUGGCUUGUGGUGCCCCACAGACGGUAUCGACGACGCCAAGCUGGACGAAUCCUCCUUCAGCUUCACCUACUGCAAAGCUGCACAAGUCGGUGGCACGUACGAGUUCCACUGGGUCUUCUCUACUGGAGGACCGGGCAAGCUGCAGGAGGAUGGUAGCGAGGGGGAGCUGGGCAUCACGGCCGGCUUGGGCGGCGCCUUCACGCGCACCAACAACGCAGAUGUCAUCGUCCGGGCGCAGGUCUGCCUCAUCGUCAACGACCCUUCGCUGAACGAUUACGUGGAUGCCAAAAACCGGACAUUCCUGGAGCAGUGGCAGCAACCUCCUGCCGGCUCCGCUGUGCGGUACGUGGGCUCCACCACUGGCCCCUCUUACGACGACGAGGUCUGCUCGCCUGUGGAGGUGAACUGGCACGUGGACCAAAGGUGCUGCAUCUUGUCCGCUCAGGCCAUGGACAACCUCUGCAAGGACAUGAUAGAUGCUGGGCUGGAGGCCGACGUCUCCCCGAAGGGCUCACGCCGGCCCGUGGACCGACGCUGGGUCUCGGAUGUGACCUUCCCGCUGGUCCCGCAGGGUGCCGGCAUCGUGCAGCAGGGAUCUCGCCAGGCUUGGCAGUGGACCCAAGUCCAGCCGGCUUGCCGCGAGUCCUGCUCCGCAGGAGUGCAUGGCGCCUCGCCGGCCGGGCUCACGGGCAGAGAUCAGCCUGUCCAUACGGUGUCCAGUGCGCUGAUGCCGAUGGCUAUGAUGAAGCGCCUGGUCGCGGUCGUCUCAGCUGCGGCUGCGGACUGCCGGCAGGAAGAUUGUCCGUUGGAAGUUGAGGAUGCCUCCCUGAUGCAAGACGUGCCCUCAAGGUCCUCGGUAGAGGAGGCAGAUCGCAUCGAUGGAUCUUGGAAUAAGUGGCAGCGGCAGCAGUGGGGCUGGAAGCGCCACUGGUGGUCGCGUGGACGCCAGGGCUACUACAGCUACGGCAGCUACGGAGGGAAUCCCACCACAAGGACAACGACCGAGCCGUCACCGCCGCCUGCGGGAAAGGUUUUGCUUUGUGAGGAUGCAGAGCCACAGUCCCCACGAGAUCUCACUCCUACGUUCGUGGGUGGCCUGGAGGCCCGGGUGCGUCCCUUGGACGGCGACGCCACCCCACGUUUCAUCCAGGCCAAUCUCCACUUCCACCUCGGCGCCGAGCACAAAAGCAAUAUCACCAACGGCUACUUCCAAAGCGCCGAGGACGUUGGACUCGCAACUCCUCUGGUGCGCCCGGCAUCGUCCCCGGACAUCCGUGCAGGCUUCUUCUGCGGCCUGGAUGAUGUGAGCAGCGACGAUCGGGACUCCUACAACUUCGUGCACUGCAAUGGGGUCAGUGUGAACUACACCUACGAGUUCCACUGGGUGUACUCCACGGGUGCGCCGCUCGUCGGUCUCCGUGACGAAGGGGCCGAAGGUGAGCUGGGAAUCACGGACGGUCUGGCAGGCGCCGCUGCCCGCACGAUCAACCCAAAGGUGAUCGUCCGGGGUCAAGUCUGCCGGAUCAUCUACAACAAGAGCCUGACGGACGUGGACGCAGACUAUGAUAACUUCCUUCAAAAGUGGCGCCAGCCGCCAGAGACACGGGGAGUCCGCUACCUCGGCUCCACCACGGGCACGGACUUCAACAACUCGGUCUGCUCGCCUCUGGAGGUGAACUGGCAUGUAGACACGGAGUGCUGCACUCUCUCCGCGCAGACCUUCGACAGGCUCUGCCUUGAGAUGAGUCGCCAAGGCUUGGAGAAGGACCUUGCACCGAAGCCAUCUCGGGAACUGGCGUCCUAUAAUGCAGCCCUUGAUGAACCAACCAUUGAGUUCGCGACGGGCCACGAGCCUGGGAUCUCGCCAGGCUUGGCAGUGGACCCAAGUCCAGCCGGGCUUGCCGCGAGUCCUUCUCCGCAGGGCGAAAAGGUUACGUGGAAGCAGCCAGCAGCUCUGCGUCGUGAGGGAGUGAAUGCCCCGGAUGCGCGGCAGGUCUGCCCGCUGUUGACCUCAAUUCAGAUUCUAGGGAGGGAGAAAGAGGCAAAGACCAGUGCGCUCGGCUCCUCUGCUCUCAUCCUCUCUCCGGAGUGCAACAGGGGCCAACAGAGGGCAACGAAUCCUGAUGGGGACUGCACGCAGUGCCAGGUCGAGGACUCCGCAUUGAUGCAGCUCUUGAGCAACUCUACCGAGACAUCCAACGAGACGGCAAAGAUUUUGCUUUGUGAGGAUGCAGAGCCACAGUCCCCACGAGAUGUCACUCCUGGCUUUCGGGGUGGCCUGGAGGCCCGGGUACGUCCCUUGGACGGCGACGCCACCCCACGUUUCAUCCAGGCGAACCUCCACUUCCACCUCGGCGCCGAGCACAAGAGUGAGGUCCCGAACGGUUACUUCCGCAGCGCCGAGGACGUUGGGCUCGCAACUCCUCUGGUGCGCCCGGCAUCGUCCCCGGACAUCCGUGCAGGCUUCUUCUGCGGCCUGGAUGAUGUGAGCAGCGACGAUCGGGACUCCUACAACUUCACAUUUUGUAAGGGUGUCAGUGUGAACUACACCUACGAGUUCCACUGGGUGUACUCCACGGGUGCGCCGCUCGUCGGUCUCCGUGACGAAGGGGCCGAAGGUGAGCUGGGAAUCACGGACGGUCUGGCAGGUGCCGCGAACCGCACGAUCAACCCAAAGGUGAUCGUCCGGGGUCAAGUCUGCCGGAUCAUCUACGACAAGAGCUUGACGGACGUAGACGCAGACUAUGAUAACUUCCUUCAACAGUGGCGCCAGCCACCCUUGGGGAGGGCCGUGCGCUACAUCGGCUCCACGACGGGCACGGACUUCAACAACUCGGUCUGCUCGCCUCUGGAGGUGAACUGGCAUGUAGACACGGAGUGCUGCACACUCUCUGCGCAGACCUUCGACAGGCUGUGCGAAGAGAUGGAAGGCUGGGGUUCUCUGGAUAGACAGGGUCUCUCCAAGGACCUUUCGCCCAAGCCUUCGCGAAUACUCGCCGUCAGUCAGGAGAUCUCGGCCGGAGUAACCUUCCCACUGAAAUUCACCACCUUGAAGCUUGACGUUGAAGCACGGAAGCACGACGCUGAGCCUCAAGCUCCGCGGGACGUAAGUCCGGGCUACAUUGGCGAGAGGAUCACGAGGUACGAACCCUAUGGCUCCGAUCAGAUCGACAGGUUCGAGCAAGUGAACAUCCACUGGCAUCUGGGGGCGGAGCACCGCAUGGAGAACGCGUAUGACAGGCGGUCUCCAGAGUGGGCGAGCUACGUUACCGUGCCGGAUGAGAACAACGUUUCCCAGCCGGUGGUCCCUGGCUUGUGGUGCCCCACAGACGGUAUCGACGACGCCAAGCUGGACGAAUCCUCCUUCAGCUUCACCUACUGCAAAGCUGCACAAGUCGGUGGCACGUACGAGUUCCACUGGGUCUUCUCUACUGGAGGACCGGGCAAGCUGCAGGAGGAUGGUAGCGAGGGGGAGCUGGGCAUCACGGCCGGCUUGGGCGGCGCCUUCACGCGCACCAACAACGCAGAUGUCAUCGUCCGGGCGCAGAACGAUUACGUGGAUGCCCAAAACCGGACAUUCCUGGAGCAGUGGCAGCAACCUCCUGCCGGCUCCGCUGUCCGGUACGUGGGCUCCACCACUGGCCCCUCUUACGACGACGAGGUCUGCUCGCCGGUGGAGGUGAACUGGCACGUGGACCAAAGGUGCUGCAUCUUGUCCGCUCAGGCCAUGGACAACCUCUGCAAGGACAUGAUAGAUGCUGGGCUGGAGGCCGACGUCUCCCCGAAGGGCUCACGCCGGCCCGUGGACCGACGCUGGGUCUCGGAUGUGACCUUCCCGCUGGUCCCGCAGGGUGCCGGCAUCGUGCAGCAGGGAUCUCGCCAGGCUUGGCAGUGGACCCAAGUCCAGCCGGACUGCCGGCAGGAAGAUUGUCCGUUGGAAGUUGAGGAUGCCUCCCUGAUGCAAGACGCGCCCUCAAGGUCCUCGGUAGAGGAGGCAGAUCGCAUCGAUGGAUCUUGGAAUAAGUGGCAGCGGCAGCAGUGGGGCUGGAAGCGCCACUGGUGGUCGCGUGGACGCCAGGGCUACUACAGCUACGGCAGCUACGGAGGGAAUCCCACCACAAGGACAACGACCGAGCCGUCACCGCCGCCUGCGGGAAAGGUUUUGCUUUGUGAGGAUGCAGAGCCACAGUCCCCACGAGAUCUCACUCCUACGUUCGUGGGUGGCCUGGAGGCCCGGGUGCGUCCCUUGGACGGCGACGCCACCCCACGUUUCAUCCAGGCCAAUCUCCACUUCCACCUCGGCGCCGAGCACAAAAGCAAUAUCACCAACGGCUACUUCCAAAGCGCCGAGGACGUUGGACUCGCAACUCCUCUGGUGCGCCCGGCAUCGUCCCCGGACAUCCGUGCAGGCUUCUUCUGCGGCCUGGAUGAUGUGAGCAGCGACGAUCGGGACUCCUACAACUUCGUGCACUGCAAUGGGGUCAGUGUGAACUACACCUACGAGUUCCACUGGGUGUACUCCACGGGUGCGCCGCUCGUCGGUCUCCGUGACGAAGGGGCCGAAGGUGAGCUGGGAAUCACGGACGGUCUGGCAGGCGCCGCUGCCCGCACGAUCAACCCAAAGGUGAUCGUCCGGGGUCAAGUCUGCCGGAUCAUCUACAACAAGAGCCUGACGGACGUGGACGCAGACUAUGAUAACUUCCUUCAAAAGUGGCGCCAGCCGCCAGAGACACGGGGAGUCCGCUACCUCGGCUCCACCACGGGCACGGACUUCAACAACUCGGUCUGCUCGCCUCUGGAGGUGAACUGGCAUGUAGACACGGAGUGCUGCACUCUCUCCGCGCAGACCUUCGACAGGCUCUGCCUUGAGAUGAGUCGCCAAGGCUUGGAGAAGGACCUUGCACCGAAGCCAUCUCGGGAACUGGCGUCCUAUAAUGCAGCCCUUGAUGAACCAACCAUUGAGUUCGCGACGGGCCACGAGCCUGGGAUCUCGCCAGGCUUGGCAGUGGACCCAAGUCCAGCCGGGCUUGCCGCGAGUCCUUCUCCGCAGGGCGAAAAGGUUACGUGGAAGCAGCCAGCAGCUCUGCGUCGUGAGGGAGUGAAUGCCCCGGAUGCGCGGCAGGUCUGCCCGCUGUUGACCUCAAUUCAGAUUCUAGGGAGGGAGAAAGAGGCAAAGACCAGUGCGCUCGGCUCCUCUGCUCUCAUCCUCUCUCCGGAGUGCAACAGGGGCCAACAGAGGGCAACGAAUCCUGAUGGGGACUGCACGCAGUGCCAGGUCGAGGACUCCGCAUUGAUGCAGCUCUUGAGCAACUCUACCGAGACAUCCAACGAGACGGCAAAGAUUUUGCUUUGUGAGGAUGCAGAGCCACAGUCCCCACGAGAUGUCACUCCUGGCUUUCGGGGUGGCCUGGAGGCCCGGGUACGUCCCUUGGACGGCGACGCCACCCCACGUUUCAUCCAGGCGAACCUCCACUUCCACCUCGGCGCCGAGCACAAGAGUGAGGUCCCGAACGGUUACUUCCGCAGCGCCGAGGACGUUGGGCUCGCAACUCCUCUGGUGCGCCCGGCAUCGUCCCCGGACAUCCGUGCAGGCUUCUUCUGCGGCCUGGAUGAUGUGAGCAGCGACGAUCGGGACUUCUACAACUUCACAUUUUGUAAGGGUGUCAGUGUGAACUACACCUACGAGUUCCACUGGGUGUACUCCACGGGUGCGCCGCUCGUCGGUCUCCGUGACGAAGGGGCCGAAGGUGAGCUGGGAAUCACGGACGGUCUGGCAGGUGCCGCGAACCGCACGAUCAACCCAAAGGUGAUCGUCCGGGGUCAAGUCUGCCGGAUCAUCUACGACAAGAGCUUGACGGACGUAGACGCAGACUAUGAUAACUUCCUUCAACAGUGGCGCCAGCCACCCUUGGGGAGGGCCGUGCGCUACAUCGGCUCCACGACGGGCACGGACUUCAACAACUCGGUCUGCUCGCCUCUGGAGGUGAACUGGCAUGUAGACACGGGGUGCUGCACACUCUCUGCGCAGACCUUCGACAGGCUGUGCGAAAAGAUGGAAGGCUGGGGUUCUCUGGAUAGACAGGGUCUCUCCAAGGACCUUUCGCCCAAGCCUUCGCGAAUACUCGCCGUCAGUCAGGAGAUCUCGGCCGGAGUAACCUUCCCACUGAAAUUCACCACCUUGAAGCUUGACGUUGAAGCACGGAAGCACGACGCUGAGCCUCAAGCUCCGCGGGACGUAAGUCCGGGCUACAUUGGCGAGAGGAUCACGAGGUACGAACCCUAUGGCUCCGAUCAGAUCGACAGGUUCGAGCAAGUGAACAUCCACUGGCAUCUGGGGGCGGAGCACCGCAUGGAGAACGCGUAUGACAGGCGGUCUCCAGAGUGGGCGAGCUACGUUACCGUGCCGGAUGAGAACAACGUUUCCCAGCCGGUGGUCCCUGGCUUGUGGUGCCCCACAGACGGUAUCGACGACGCCAAGCUGGACGAAUCCUCCUUCAGCUUCACCUACUGCAAAGCUGCACAAGUCGGUGGCACGUACGAGUUCCACUGGGUCUUCUCUACUGGAGGACCGGGCAAGCUGCAGGAGGAUGGUAGCGAGGGGGAGCUGGGCAUCACGGCCGGCUUGGGCGGCGCCUUCACGCGCACCAACAACGCAGAUGUCAUCGUCCGGGCGCAGAUCUGCCUCAUCGUCAACGACCCUUCGCUGAACGAUUACGUGGAUGCCCAAAACCGGACAUUCCUGGAGCAGUGGCAGCAACCUCCUGCCGGCUCCGCUGUGCGGUACGUGGGCUCCACCACUGGCCCCUCUUACGACGACGAGGUCUGCUCGCCUGUGGAGGUGAACUGGCACGUGGACCAAAGGUGCUGCAUCUUGUCCGCUCAGGCCAUGGACAACCUCUGCAAGGACAUGAUAGAUGCUGGGCUGGAGGCCGACGUCUCCCCGAAGGGCUCACGCCGGCCCGUGGACCGACGCUGGGUCUCGGAUGUGACCUUCCCGCUGGUCCCGCAGGGUGCCGGCAUCGUGCAGCAGCGCUAG
This is a messenger RNA of Symbiodinium sp. CCMP2592, 7335 nucleotides long. The record is from the annotation of a GenBank genome assembly. NCBI's taxonomy places the organism in Eukaryota, Dinophyceae, Suessiales, Symbiodiniaceae.